AUGAAAGUUUUAAUCAAUUUGCAUCAUGGUCAACAGGAAUUACAANCAGAAAAUUCAAAUGAUCCAUCGUUUCAAGCAAAAGUUUGUAUGCCAAAUCAGAUGAUAAUGGUCAAUAAUCUUCAAUAUGCAUCAGUGUGUCUUGAUGUAAUUAAUACAUAUGGUGAUAUCGCAUGUAGUAUGAAAGAUGUUAAUAAAAAUUAUUGUAAAUGCGAUUAUUUACCUCGAACAAAAUUAACUUUAGGAACAACAAUAAUAACAUCAUUUGCAUUGGGAGCUUUAGUAUUUUUAUCACAUUUAGUUGCUUUUGUUAAAAAAGAUUAUAUUGUCAAAUGGUUAAUUCCAAUGUGUUAUGGUCUUUUAUGUGUUGCUGUUAUAUUCAUUUUAAUAACAUUAAUAUCAGCUGGAUCAAAUUUAGAUGAAGAUGCUAAUGAACUUCGAUUUACUUCGACAAUUAUUCGAGUGAUUUAUUAUAACGAUUCAUCAACUGCAAUCAAAAUUCAACAGUCAAUAAAAACAAAUUCAACUGUAACAUAUCAAACUAAAGUUGGAUGGUGUUAUGGAAUGGAAAUUUUAGCUUUUUAUUUCUCACUUAUUUCAUUAGUUCUUUAUUUAAUUAUGUUUUUAAUUCGAAAAAGACCUGAUGCAAUCAAAGCAAUUAUGUAA
This is a messenger RNA of Adineta ricciae, 663 nucleotides long. The record is from the annotation of a GenBank genome assembly. NCBI's taxonomy places the organism in Eukaryota, Metazoa, Rotifera, Eurotatoria, Adinetida, Adinetidae.